CUUGGUUUUACUCGAUGUUUGAUUUAGGUUGUUGUUAACUGCUUGAUAUUGAUUUUUUCUAAUUGGGGAACCUUGACUGAUGCAGAAUCAUGCCUACGUUUUCUGCUGCCGUUUUUGAUACAACACUAAACGAUCAUCAGCAAACGAAAGCAAAAACAUUCUCUUGUCUCUAUGCCACUCCUAAAGAGAUCCCACUUCCUUAUUCCCCGUAUUCCUCCCCUCCAUCUCCCUAUAUCGUCAACCACAAAGCACGCAGACCAACUCCUCUUUUGAAGAGCUCCUUUGAUGAUGUGGAGGCGACGACUACCUCCUCCACAUAUUCAGAGGAUGACACCAAUGGCGUUUUGGGACGUCCUGUUUGGGAUUCUACUCCCCUUCAGGGGAACUUUUGGGGCAAGAAGUCUGCAAGUCAUAAAAGUAAUGGUGACAUCGGAAGCGCUGAUGAUGACAAUUGUCUAGCAUGGGAAAGUUACCUGUUGGAGUCAGUCAGAACAAAAGCUAACAAGGAUCAUGUACCUGAAUAUUUCUAUGACAGAGGCCAAUCAGUAAGCUUUACAAGCAAUUCAGAUGUACGAGAAGAUGCAAGAGCUGAUAAUUCACACUAUCUCUCUUCAUCUGGUGGAGAGUUUUAUGAUGCUCGUGAUGAACUAUCAACCGACAGCGGAACGCCGAGUUCAGUUAACAACGUUGAAGCUGAACUGAGGUUGAGUUUGCUGAUGGAAAGCGAGAAGAGAAGGCAAGCAGAGGAGACUCUGGAGGAAAUGCAAGUUCAUUGGCGGAGGCUCCGACAGCAGUUGGCCCAUGUGGGUCUGUUCCUUCCUCUAGAUCCCACCAGCACCCAAUACAGCAUGAACAUAGCAGAUGAACUACGUUGUCAACUCGAGUUCACCAGGUUUGUCUCUGACUCACUUGACAUUGAGUUGGCCAAGGCAGAGGUAGAGAUGGAGAUGACUUCUGAGCUCGAAGCUAAGAAGUUUGAAAUCACCCAGUUAUCUAACCGCCUUCACUAUUCCGAGACUGUGAACCAGGAAAUGUCCCAGCGCAACCAAGAGGCCAUAGAGGAUGCAAGGCGAGAGAAGAAGAAGAAGAGAAAGAGGAGGCAGAGAUGGAUUUGGGGAUCAAUUGCAGUAAGCAUCACGCUUGGUGGUGCAGUCUUGGCUUACCCUACCGCAAAUUCAUUGACAGAUGUAGCUCAACCUCGGCCGUCACCAAUCAAAUGAGGCUCCCUAGUCAGAUACUUAGGAGGAAGAAGCAAAAGGUUUAGGCUUUGUGAAUAUGGUUUUACUCUUUGUACCUAGUUUCUAGAGAUUUUGAUUAUGAUGAGGAAAAUCACUCAGCAGCUUCAUGCUGCGACCGUG
Molecule: messenger RNA, 1358 nt
Organism: Brassica oleracea var. oleracea
Lineage: Eukaryota; Viridiplantae; Streptophyta; Magnoliopsida; Brassicales; Brassicaceae
Exons: 3
Coding region: 90-1220 (376 amino acids)
Source: RefSeq, a predicted model, not a curated record